Messenger RNA from Linum trigynum, 1212 nucleotides. The record is from the annotation of a GenBank genome assembly. NCBI's taxonomy places the organism in Eukaryota, Viridiplantae, Streptophyta, Magnoliopsida, Malpighiales, Linaceae.
AUGACAUGACAUGGGUAUUUGCAAUUGCAAAACCUAUUGCAUUGAUGUGACUACCAAUUGCAUAUUUCGAAGCUUACAAUAAAUGCAAUCGCAUAUGCAAGUUAAAAAGACCUAAAAAAUGGAGAUUAUCUGAGAGCUAAUAUUCACUUUCGCGCGGGCAUUGCCUAGCUGAAGGGACGAACAUCAACUCCAGGAUCUAAACUCUAACCGGCCACCGGUCUCCGCCACUACGCAUCUGCGGCUCCGAUGCCGACCAAAUGGGUUUUGCACUGGCAUCCCAACCCCGGAAGCACCGUCAACAGUCAAAUCUUGAACGAAGUGUCACAGUGCGCGGAAGCCAUCAAUGGCGUGAAAGACGGGAGGUGGAAAGCUACCCUAACGCUCUUGAAGCCCAAUUUGCGAGACCAGUCCCAACCCGGCGAAUAUCCUAGAGAGCUACUGGGGAUUUCGCUGCCGGAGCAGCCAAACAAGUACUAUUUCAUACUCAGGGGCCCAAGGAUUGUAACGGAGGCUGAUUCCUCGAUUCAGGUCAUAAUGGAGAAGCUGCAGUCUUACAAAUCCAGAAUCGCGCUUUACUUUGAGGGUUACCAGUACCAACUUGGGGAUUUUCAGUUGAGAGUGGGGAAAGUCGUCUCCAGCCACUCUGAAAACUUGAGAGGGAUAGUGUUGGAGGUGGAGUAUCUUCCGAUAUCUUCAAUGGAGAAAGCGAGUCAAGUAUUGGGCGAGUUUGUUGAUAUAUGGCAAGAAGCUGUCUUGAAGCGAUCACUGCCUGGGAGCUUUAUGCACAACGAGCCCAAUUUGUCAGAGUAUGGUUUGGGAGAUAACUACACACCACAACACACAGCGGUACAGUACGCUUAUGUGAUGGCUCAACUAUUUGCAUCACAGUCUACGCAAGCAGUGAGAAAUUAGGAGUCGACGAGAUAUAAAAUUCUAGCAGCACAAGUUGUAAUAGGUUGCCAGUCUUUUUUUCGGGCAGGAGCCUCGAGAUUGUCUUGUUACAUUAGGCCAUUGAACGUGGAUAAUGGUGCAUUGAGUCCGUCUGUAGCUUCACUGUUGGGGGCCUAUGAAUUCAUUCCUCCAAAUUGUUUGUUUUGAUGCACUCGUAACAAGAUAUACUUCGGCCAGACGAUGUUCUGAUGAUGCCUUUACAACUCCAUCAGAGAAUCCUGUGCAUUUCACUUUCUGGCGUAAUAAUCCGUGUGUUCUGUA